Cylas formicarius (sweet potato weevil) is the source of this 886-nucleotide messenger RNA. RefSeq names its product alpha-crystallin B chain-like. Bases 292 to 828 code for a protein of 178 amino acids. Gene Ontology annotation, molecular function: protein folding chaperone. Gene Ontology annotation, biological process: response to heat; protein refolding. Lineage: Eukaryota; Metazoa; Arthropoda; Insecta; Coleoptera; Brentidae. The record is from RefSeq and is a predicted model, not a curated record. The transcript has a single exon.
CUUUUUUUGCCUGCUAAUGUUUAAUAUCCUUAAUUUCUUCGCAUUUUAUGAUGUUUAUCCUAUAUUGUUUUUAAGAAUUUUAAGCGAUUUUGAGUUUGUGUUGUAGACUUCGAAUAUUUUGUUUUCCAAAUACUCAAACUGCGUUUGCGCUAAGCUGCGAAUCUAAUUCUCUUGGGUGUACUUAAACGCUCUGUCAAUUUUUGAAUUAGAACGCCGUCGAUAAGACACGCGAUAUUGGUUUAAGUGUCUGCACGGAAGCAGAGGGUCGAAGCGUUGUCAGUUCCGCUAAGAAUGGCGUUACUACCGUUAAUGUUCGACGAUGAUCUGUUCGGUCACCCGAGAAAGUGGUCGAGUUUUUUGGAACCCGAAGAACUUUGCUGGCCAACAGCUACAUUUUCCAGGGGCGUAAACUUGCACCACCUGCGCGAUCUACGUCACCAACUGCCGCGUGUCGAUAAAAACACAUCGAUAAUUGUCGACAAGGACCACUUCCAGGCCAACAUCGACGUACAGCAAUUCGAGCCCUACGAAAUAUCCGUCAAGUUAACGGGGGAUAAUACCGUGACAGUAGAGGGUAAACACGAGGAAAAGGAAGAUGACCACGGAACGAUUUGCAGACAUUUUGUCAGGCGUUAUCAAUUGCCAGAAGACUGUGACGUCGCCAGGCUUCAAUCCAAGUUGUCGUCGGAUGGGGUGCUGACUAUAUCGGCGCCGAAGAAACGAGACGACAAGGAAGUGGAAUUGAACGAGAUUCCGAUACAUCACACGUGGAGACCCAGAUUAAAUUGGUGGCCGAGCAGAAGCCAUUCUGUGUCUGGUCAUAUUUAGAAGGCUUUUCGAUAGUCAUUGGGAAAAAAUAAAUUGGUCUUUAGAAUUUGAGUUGUAG